Messenger RNA from Daktulosphaira vitifoliae (grape phylloxera), 903 nucleotides. RefSeq lists its product as uncharacterized. The record is from RefSeq and is a predicted model, not a curated record. Bases 297 to 806 code for a protein of 169 amino acids. The transcript is spliced from 6 exons. NCBI's taxonomy places the organism in Eukaryota, Metazoa, Arthropoda, Insecta, Hemiptera, Phylloxeridae.
UGAAGAAUUCUGGAAUCGUCGUUUCAUGAGUUCCAAUUUAGUCGUUGAUAGUCCAGAAGAACCCCAAAUAUCAAGACAGUCUACAGCAAAUUCUAGUGGAAAUAUUAACACUGAAAAAAAUACAGUUACACCAAAAAAACGAACCUAUCGUAAACAACUUGAAAGCGAUGAAAUUAUUGCAGAAAAAGUGUUACGCCUAGAAAUUGAUACAGCGAGGAGAUAUUACAACACUGAUAAAAAAUGAAAAAUCAGGAAAGUAUAAAGAAAAAUUAUCAGUACCACAAAAAAGGAGUUACAUGCCAAUUCUAAAUAAUGACAAAACACCAACAAUACCAAAAUAUUUAUUAGGAAAAAGUUUUCAUAAGAAUCACUUGCAUCGCAACAAAUGCGAUGAAAAAAAGCAACCCAUAGAAGUAUCUUCCAAUGAUAAUGAUGGCCCUAAUAUAGAAAGUAACUUAUCCAAAGAACAUAAUGAAGUCAUUAAAAAAUUAGAAGCUAAUAAUGAACCUUCAAAUGACGUUAUAAUACCUGAAGUGUCUACUGAUAAAGUAAAAGAAACACUAAAAGAACAAAUAAUUCAUUUAGAACCCGCAAAAUAUGAAGUAAAAGAGCAGCUCCUAGAAAUAUCUUCUUCUGAAAGUUCGAAUUUAAAAAGAAAGUCAUCCGAUAAAGAUGAGAAAAGCAUAAAAAAGGCAAAAAUUAGUUCUGAACUUUUACAUGCGACAACGUCAAAUGACGUUACAUUACCGGAAGUGUCUACUGAUAAAGUCAAAGAAACUCUAGAAGAACAAAUAACCCAUUUAUAACACACAAAAUAUGGAGCAAAAGAGCAACAACAAAAGUUAUCAUCUCCCGAAAGCACAAAUUUAAAGAGAAAAUCAUCCGAAAAAGAUGAGAAAAUCA